UCAUUAAAAAAUAUAAUGGUAUGAUGGGCUAGAUAUGGUGAGGCAUUUGUCGAAUUAUUUUAAGGGCAGUCAACCAACGAACUUAGCUGCAAAAACGUGUCAUUCAAACUUUCAUUAAUACAAUACAACCGCAUUAUUUUCUCAAUCCCCUUCCAUUUCACUACUACUCUCAUUUUUAUACUCAGAUUUCUCGCUUGGCUCUGAAAAUGGAGUGGUAAUAAUGGUGGAUUUGGUCAACAGCUCUACUUCUCACACUGCAUUGGGUUUGUUUGGUUCAAGGUUCUCAUUGAUGAUGGUGGUGUUCAUACAUAAUGUAUUGAGUAAGAGAAGUUCCUAGGUUUCUGUGCUUAUGUAUCUUCUGAGUGCCCCUGAACUUGUCUUCAAGCGUAGUAUUUCCAUAGUUGUAAGGAUUGUGGUGCUUCUGUGUGGCUAUUGCAAGUUAUUCACAGAGUCGUGGUGUCACCAGUUGUCACCGUUGGGUUUUUAUUUUGAAGAGGAAGAGCACAGCAAUUUUAAUAUGGAGCCACUGAAAAAUCAUAAUAUCAUGCAGUAUUCAUCAGAAUGUGGAAACGAAGAUCUUGGCCCUGUAUCACUAGUUCAUAGGACAGGUGCUUCAGGUCAUGAAAAUCCCAGUUUGCAGUACCCAGAGAAUAAUUUUUCAGAAUCUAAACCUGUACGUAACUUCUCUAUACAGACUGGUGAGGAGUUCGCUCUCGAAUUUAUGCGUGACAGGGUCAAUCCCAAGAUUCCAUUUAUUCCAAAUGUAUAUGGGGAUCCCAGUUAUGUGCCGGGUUACUUGGACCUGAAAGGCAUAUUAGGCAUUAGUCACACUGGAUCUGAAAGUGGCUCAGAUAUACCCAUGGUUGCUGCAAUGGGAAAAACUUCUAUAGAAAUUGAGCAGAGAAAUAUGUCCUUACAUGGAAACAGAGGUAACGAUGGCUCUCUGCAAGCAAGACAUGUCUCUUCAGAUUACAACAGCCAGUGCAUGCUAAUACAUGCCUCUUCUGAGGUAUCUGAUAGCUCGUCACAGAAGCUUAAGGUUCUCUGCAGUUUUGGUGGUAACAUACUGCCUCGCCCCAGUGAUGGAAAGCUCAGAUAUGUUGGUGGUGAAACACGCAUUAUCCGGAUAAGCAAGAAUAUUACAUGGCGGGAGUUAUGGUCGAAAACUAUUGCAAUUUAUGAUGAGACGCAUACCAUAAAAUAUCAGCUCCCUGAGGAGGAUCUUGAUGCUUUAGUCUCUGUAUCAAGUGAUGAAGAUCUGUUGAACAUGAUGGAGGAGUGCAAUUUACUCUAUGGGAGAGAAGAAUCAAGAAAGCUUCGGAUGUUUCUAUUCUCUCUUGAAGAUUUGGAAGAUGCUCAUUUCAGUCUAGCCAACACCGAUGGUGAUUCAGAGAUUAAAUAUGUAGUUGCUGUCAAUAGCAUGGACAUUGUGUCGCGGAAAAGCUCUACCUUGCGUGGGUUAGCAAGCUCAUCUGGAAACCAUUUGAAUAAAUUGGACACUCUUAAUGUUGAAAGGGACACAAGUAGGGCUUCUGGUGAAUUUGAUGGGAUUAAUGCCUCAGAUAUGUCUGGCUUUGUUGUCCCAUCAACAGUUGGUGAAUCAUCUAAAUCUGUUCCACCAAAUUCCUCCAAUGUUUAUGAAACUGCACAGUUCGACCACGGUCAGAUCGUGCACCAUCAUGAAGACAAGCAUCAAACUCCACAUUUUGACUACAAUCUGCAUUCUCCCUAUCAUGCCCCUUCAGAAAGUGCUGUGCCUCAAUCUUCUUAUGGGGCUGUUUCUCAGCAUAAAGGUCUUGAAGGGAAGUCUCCUGGUUCCUCAGACGCACAAGGCACACAAAUACAAGAAAAGGAGGCAAAACUGAAAGUUGAUGUUUCAAUUCAACCAGAAAGUAGAAGCAAUGGUAACAGAGAAGUUAAUUUUCCAGUUGAAGAGUCAACAGUUGCGAUCCCUAAACUGGACAAGGAUUCCUCUUCUAAAAAGACAGAAGGGAGGACCCCAGAAUCUGUUCCUGCCUCUAAAGCUUUUGAUGUUGCAAAAUCCAGUGGAAAUGAACAUUUUGCAUCUGGUAAUGCUCCAGCUCCCGAGUCUGUUAACUCAGAAUCUGAUCCUGCUGAUCUGGGCCACUCUGAGUCUUCUAGUCCUCCUCAAAGGAUCUAUUAUUCUGAACGAAUUCCUCGAGAGCAGGGCGGGCUUCUUAACAGAAUAUCAAAGUCAGAUGAUUCUCGGAGUUCCCAAUUUAUUGUUAAUCAGUCUCAUACUGAUAGUACCCAGCAAGAUUUGCAAGAUAUAGUUUCGGAAUUUGCUGAAAAAUUGCAAAAUGGAAAUGUAGAUAUUCCCGCCGAGCAGUCGAUUUCUACUUAUCCCAUCGAGCCUGAAACCUUUGAUAAUGGGCAUCAAAGAACUCAAAUGGUAGAUACACUUGAUGUUAAAAAUCCCUUGCAUGGAAGUCAAGAUCUGACAGAGGUAGGAGCUGGUUUGAAGCUUCCCGCUGAGAGCCACGAGGGUUCGACAAAACAUUCUGAAGAUCCUACAGCUCAUUGGGUCGAUGGGGUUGGGUGUGAGGCCAUUCCUAAUAAUGCCCAUGAGCAUUCUCAACUUCCAAGAAUGGCGGGAACUCAGGGAGAAUCCAAGGCUGCUUUACCCAGAACCGAGCAAGGAGACAUACUUAUUGAUAUCAACGAUCGGUUCCCUCGUAAUCUUCUUUCCGAUAUAUUUUCUAAAGCUAUUCUUUCAGAUAACUCAUCUGAUAUCGGUCCCGUACCUAAAGAUGGAGCUGGGUUGAGCGUGAAUAUGGAAAACCAUGAGCCAAAGCACUGGUCCUUCUUCCAGAGGUUGGCAGGGGAUGAGUUUUUGAGAAGGGAUGUUUCUCUUAUUGAUCAAGACCAUGUUAUACUUUCUUCUGGAAUUACAAAAGUUGAAGAGGAGGCACCUUUAGCAUAUGACUUUGUGCCACUUACAAGAGAUGGAAUUCCUCCUAGUCACCCAGAAUUCCAGGAGAGUUACUGCGAACAUGAUCAGAAAAAUGUACCAGCUGGAGAUCAACCUCACUCUAUGGAUCUUCAUUCCAAUUUUGAUGCACCACAAGCGAAAGUCAACGAGGGUGUUCAGUAUAGUGAUUUGACGGAUAAUAUGAGAAUUCCAAAUUCAGAGUAUGAGGAUGGGAUUGGAAAUAUUGGCUUACCUCCUCUAGAACCAUCCUUGGAGGAUUUUGAUAUCAACUCAUUGCAGAUUAUACAAGAUGCGGAUCUUGAAGAAUUGAGGGAACUUGGUUCUGGCACAUUUGGAACGGUAUAUCAUGGAAAAUGGAGAGGCUCAGAUGUAGCUAUCAAGCGCAUAAAGAAAAGCUGCUUCACGGGUCGACAAUCAGAGCAAGAGCGAUUGACCAAUGAGUUUUGGAGGGAAGCGGAUAUACUCUCAAAGCUUCACCACCCGAAUGUGGUAGCAUUUUAUGGUGUUGUACAAGAUGGACCUGGGGGUACAUUGGCUACUGUCGCAGAAUUCAUGGUUGAUGGAUCUUUGCGACAUGUUUUACUUCGUAAAGAUAGACACCUUGAUCGCCGGAAGCGGCUUAUAAUUGCCAUGGAUGCAGCUUUUGGGAUGGAAUAUUUGCAUUCAAAGAAUAUAGUGCACUUUGAUCUGAAGUGUGACAAUUUGCUUGUUAAUUUGAAAGAUCCUUCAAGACCUAUAUGCAAGGUGGGUGAUUUUGGUCUAUCAAAAAUAAAGCGGAAUACAUUGGUUUCUGGUGGAGUUAGGGGAACUCUGCCUUGGAUGGCUCCGGAGCUAUUAAAUGGUAGCAGCAGUAAAGUAUCUGAGAAGGUUGAUGUCUUUUCAUUUGGUAUUGUCUUGUGGGAGAUACUCACUGGAGAGGAACCUUAUGCCAACAUGCAUUAUGGCGCAAUCAUAGGAGGCAUUGUGAACAACACACUGAGGCCGACGAUCCCGAGCUACUGUGAUUCAGAAUGGAGACAACUAAUGGAGCAGUGUUGGGCCCCGAAUCCAGUGAUGAGGCCAUCAUUUACAGAGAUCGCUAGCCGCCUGCGUGUAAUGUCGGCUGCAGCCCAACCACGGAAGGCAGCUUCAUAGGGUUUUGGUAUGUUCUUUACUGAUCAAAGCAAUUAGUUGAUUCAAUUGUAAACACUAGGGAAAAACUCAGCCAUGCAACACGUAGAUCAACAUAUACAGAUGCCAACUUUGUGUAACAUAUUAUCGUGAACAAUGGAUUUAGUUGCCUCUUUAUAUAUA
This is a messenger RNA of Salvia miltiorrhiza (redroot sage), 4246 nucleotides long. RefSeq lists its product as uncharacterized. Gene Ontology annotation, cellular component: cytoplasm. The record is from RefSeq and is a predicted model, not a curated record. Gene Ontology annotation, molecular function: protein binding; protein kinase activity; ATP binding. Lineage: Eukaryota; Viridiplantae; Streptophyta; Magnoliopsida; Lamiales; Lamiaceae. The transcript has 9 exons. Bases 350 to 4087 code for a protein of 1245 amino acids. Gene Ontology annotation, biological process: protein phosphorylation; signal transduction.